GAUCUCGGCGAUCUCGCCUCGCACGUCGUUCAUGGUUGUCACUCGUCAAGUGUCGCGGCAAACACACAGAAUUGCGAACGAAGUAUUUUGAAACGGAGAUAUUAACGUGGACAUUAUUGAAAUACUCCGAAUUUAGCCAUGGCCGAUGUUUUGGACAUCGACAACGCCGAGGAGUUCGAAGUUGACGACGAGGGAGAUCAGGGUAUCGCUCGUCUCAAGGAGAAGGCGAAGAAGAGGAAGGGCAGAGGCCAUGGCGCGGAAUUGGUGUCAACGAGAGACGACGUUGGGCACUAUGAGUCCAUGAGUAUAGUUGAGGAGGACGACAACGAGCCUGGCCCUCAGAGAUCCGUGGAGGGAUGGAUCUUGUUCAUAAAUUCGGUACAUGAAGAGGCGCAGGAGGACGAUAUUCAGGACAAGUUCUCCGAGUUUGGUCAGAUCAAGAACUUGCAUUUGAAUCUGGACAGAAGGACGGGAUUCCUGAAGGGCUACGCGUUGGUGGAAUACGAGACGUUUAAGGAGGCGCAGGCUGCGAAGGAGGCUCUGAACGGCACGGAGAUCCUGGGUCAGGCCAUCUCUGUCGAUUGGUGCUUCGUCAAAGGACCAAAGAAAAUCAGAAAAAGAAGUCACAGGAGGCGAUGAGAAUCGUAGAUUAAUAACCAUCAUCAUAUCCUCUAUUAUGUAUUCGUCGUUUCAAGCAGGGCAAGUUAUCUUGUAUUUGAUGAGUAUUCUGUAAAUGCUGGAAAUAACGUAAGUUACUUUUUCUAACGGGAUCUCUCUGUCGUGUUAGAUAUCUAUUCGCAAUCUAUUCGAAUGUAAAGAACUUGAUAUAUAACGAGUAAUUAAUAAAUGAAAGAUCAUGAACCCGUCCGGA
Molecule: messenger RNA, 871 nt
Organism: Vollenhovia emeryi
Lineage: Eukaryota; Metazoa; Arthropoda; Insecta; Hymenoptera; Formicidae
Gene: tsu
Product: RNA-binding protein 8A
Exons: 4
Coding region: 139-639 (166 amino acids)
Biological process (GO): RNA splicing
Cellular component (GO): cytoplasm; nucleus; exon-exon junction complex
Molecular function (GO): mRNA binding
Source: RefSeq, a predicted model, not a curated record